CUUUGAAACGUAGGGUAACACUUUUUUGUAUAAACUUAAAAAAACGGAGUGUGUGUGUUGCCUAUUGUUAUUGUUUAUUAUGCGUCUGCUAGGCCCCCGAAAUUGUUAAUUAAAUGUGCACGACGUGCGCCCGGAAUGUAAUCAAACGGAAUCGAUCGAAAUGGGCGGCCAAACGAACGAGGGGCGUGGAGAUCGGCCCCGCCCCCCUCCACCGCCGCUGCCCCCACUCCCAUUUCCAAUCCCAUUGACGUUGUUGUUGUUGUUUUUCCUAACGCUAACACUAACGGCAACGGCGACGUCGACUGCGACUGCGGCAGAGGAGCAAUCAGUGCAGUCAGAAAAUACGGAAAAGCCCCAAAAUCCAGAAUCCGGAAGCACACCACUAACAUCAUGUCCAAGGAAAUGCAGCUGCCGCAAUAUAUCGGAAAACAUACACAGUUUGCGGGUUCGUUGCGAUGAGCAGCAGAUAGCCAACUGGCGGGAAUUGGAGUUUGGCGAGGAUAUAUUAACAUCCAUUGUCAGCAUCAAUGCCAGCAAGAACUCCAUUGCCUCGAUUACUGCCGGGGAUUUCGCUAACUUUACGGAACUCAAGCGCCUGGAUCUGUCGUUCAAUCUCCUCACCGAACUGGACACCAAAACCUUCGGCAAAAGUCUGAGCCGUGUGGAGAAACUGAAGCUGGCGGGAAAUGCCAUUAGCCACAUUUAUGAGGGCACCUUCAAUUACAUGGGCAAGCUCAGGCAGCUCGAUCUAUCUGGAAAUCCCUUGGCCUGUGACUGCGGCCUGAUCUGGUUGAUUGCCUGGUCCAGUGCCCGAGAUGUCCGCCUGCAGCCGCCUCCGAAAUGCGAGUCGCCCGGCAACUUCCGUGGCAUGCCGCUGAAGAAACUGCGCGUGGGCAAGGACUUCCACUGCGAGACGCUGCUGCAGCCGCUGCUCGAGCUCAUGCCCAGCCAGAAUCAGGUGGCCUUCGAGGGCGAUGAGCUGCAGCUGAAGUGCUACGCCCCGCGCGUGGCCAUCGGAGUGCCCAGGGAGAGCGAGGAUCUGCCCACCAAGGCCUACGUUUUCUGGGGCUGGUCGGACAAGAUAAGGGCCAAGAACUCCACCGAGGAUAUAGUCUACCACGAUCCCACCAAAGUGUUCGGUGAUGUGAACCUGGAGACGCGCCACUCCACGGACUCGGGCAUCCUGCAGUCGAUCCUGCGCAUUGCCAGUCUCACCCAGAACCACACGGGCAUGUGGGACUGUACGCUGCGCAGCCAGCAGGCGAACCUCUCGCAGGCCAUCGUCCUGCAUGUGGUGGCCAAGGGCACGCUCUACUGCGAGGCCCGUGUGGUGCACACAAACAAGGGCACCUACCACUGGCCCCGCACGAUGCGCGGCGAAACGGUGCUGCAGGAGUGCGUGGAGGAGCCCAGCGAUGCGGCCCCAUCCCGGCGAGCUUCGCACGAGUGCGGACCCUCGGGCGAGUGGCUGAAUCUGAACACCGAGAGCUGUGUCUAUGUCAGCGAAACCACACGCAUCCUGGAGCAGUUUGCCAAGGUGAAUCUCACCCUGACCAAGGGUCAAAAUGCCCUGGAGAUUGCGCGACGUUUGCACAACUUUACGCAGGCGCAAACCCAGUUGAAUCGCAUACGCGAUCCCAUGGACCUGGAGUACAUAGCCCGCACCCUGGUCAAGUACCUGGAUCAAGUGGAGCAAUCGCAGCAGCAGCAGGAGAUCAGUCACCUGCUGAUGGACAUAGUGUCGCAGCUGCUCAACCUGCCGGCGCAUCUCUUUCGAGCGGCACAAUCGGAGCAGGGCACAGGCCAGCGGCUGCUCCACGUGGUGGAGUCCUCGGCCAUGCGUUUGGCCCUGGCCAGCACCCAGGCGGCAACGGCGGCGACGGCGGCGGAGAUGAUACCCUGGCGGAGCAGCGGCAGCUCGCUGCAGCGCAACCUCUUCGUGGAGUUCUUCAACGUCAGCCUGGAGUCCUUCGUCAGCCUGUCGUGCGUGUGGCUGGAGCAGAGUCCGCGUGGCUUUCAGUGCAACAGCGCCAACGACACGAUACCCAUGUACGAGCAUGGCGACAUCGAUGCCGCCAUCCAGCUGCCGUACAGCGUGAUUGGGAACAACAGCUCCGUUCGCAGUCUCCGCCUGAUGAUCUCGCUGCACCGGAAUGGCAAACUGCUGCCCAAUCUGGGCAAUCUGGGUGGCCACAACCAAUCGCUGUCGUCGGCCAUCAUUGGCAUCCUGGCGUACAGCGGCGAGGGGGAGGCUGUGCAGUUCCGGGCUCCUGACAGCGAGCUGGAUCCGGAGGAGGAUGUGUACCAGCAGCGGGUGACGGUGAUGCUGCGGGCACACCCCUACCACAGUCCGCUCAGCGCGCCGCAGCCCGCCUGGUGGGAUGCGGAGGAGCAGCGCUGGGUGGCGAGUGUUUGCCAGCAGCACUACCAGCACCGCACGCUCGUCAUGUUCAGCUGCAGCCGCACCGGCUACUACGGCCUGCUGCAGCGCAAUGCCUUCCUGAACGACUUCCGCAGCGAGGAGUCGGGCGCCCGGUUCCGGCAUCCACCGGCCGCCGUCUACGCCGGCUGCGGCCUGCUCUUCGCCUGCUGCGCCUUCAAUGCCGUGACCUUUGCCGUCUUCGGGCGGGCGGUGCGCAUCAAUCGGGUGCAGCGGCACGCGCUGGUCAACACCUGGCUGGCCCUGGGCGCCUUGGCCCUGGCCUUCUCGCUGGGCAUCUACCAGACGGCCAGCCAGCCGCAGUGCCGCCUGCUCGGCCUGCUGAUGCACUACCUCGGCCUGUGCGUCCUCCUCUGGCUGUGUGUGAGCCUGAGCAGCAUGUACAAGCGGCUCACGAAGACGACCGGCAGCUCAGCGGCGGCGGCGGCAGCCCAGGAUAUGGAGCCGCAAAGGGAUCGCGAGCGAAAGCCCAUACUGGGCAUCUACCUGGUGGGCUGGGGCAUCGCCCUGCUCAUCUGCGGCAUCAGCAGUGCCGUCAAUCUGGCCGAAUACGCCGCCUACGACUUCUGCUUCUUGCACAGUGCCACCACCUUGAAUGCCCUGCUCGUGCCGGCCGUCAUCCUGGUGAUCUUCUGCGGCAUCCUGGCCCUCUGCAUCUACUACCAACUGAGUCAGCAGGCGGUGAAUGUGCUGCAGCUGCAAAUGCACCAGCAUCAGCACCAGCAGCAGCAGCAUCGCCAGUACUCGGACAACAACACGCAGGCCACGGAGCACAUCGAUCUGGAUUGGUUGGAUGCGAAUGGCAGUGCCACCACGGCGGGUCGCAAGGAGCAGGAUCACAUGCAGGAGCAGUACAGCACGCUGAGCAAUCCGCUGAGCAGCAUAGUCGACGACUUUGAGCGCUCGAAUCUGUCGCAUCUGCGUGGCCACUUCAUUUUCCUGGUGCUGUACGCCGGCGCCUGGCUCUCGGCCGCUGCCUAUGUGAGCGGUGGCCAGGAGGCCUAUGUCACGGCCUUCGCCGGCUGCUGCUCGUGCCUGGGCCUCUUCCUGCUGGUCUUCUACAACCUGAGCCGCAACGAUGCGCGGCAGGCGUGGUCGCAGGCCACAGAUGGCGGACGCACAAGCAGCAGCGGCAGCAGGCCCGCCCACAAACUGGUGACCACGUACAACAAUGGCAGCCAGGCGAGAUGCGCCCAUCCGCUGUCGUCGGGCAUGAUGGCGCCCGGACCCGGCACGGCCAUCAUCAGCAACUCGAUAGUGGCCUACAAGGCCAAUCCCAGCCUGUACGAGGCCAACAACUCGGCGGGAUCGCGUUCGAACAGCCAGUGCUCGCGGAGCAUGCGCAGCCAGACGCGGAGUCAGACGAGGAGUCAGCAGGAGCAGCAGCUGCUGCAGGCCAAUGCUGGAGCGAAUGGUGGGGUGACCAUCAUCAACAACACAAGCGGUCAGCAGGGAGGAGUAGCAGGAGCAGGAUCAGCAGCCACUGGUAACACAGGCGGCGGAGGAGGAGGAGGAGCAGGAGCAGUACCGCCACACAGCCUGAAUGCCCUGCUGCACGGGUCCAGCCACGACCUCAUACCCUCGGCGGAGAUCUUCUACAAUCCCAACCAGAUCAAUGUGGCCCGCAAGUUCUUCAAGAAGCAGAAGCGCCUGGCCAAGCGCAACAACUUCGAGCUGCAGCGCCAGACGAUGCCGCAGAUGCAGCUGCAGAUGCAGAUGCAGAUGCAGCUCCACAGCCAGCACAGUUUGAGCGAUGCCAGUUCGGAGCAGCUGUACAGCAGGCACCACAAUGCGAUGACUCUGCUGGCCGGUGGCAGCAAGAUAAACAACACCAAUCUGCACUACAAGAACCAGGGAUCGCCCAUGGCCGGUGCUCCCAAGGAAGCUGAUGGCCUGCAGUUCCACAAGCGCUUUGUGCCCGCCAGCAGCACAGUACAGACUCCUUCGGCGGCCGCCAAGAUCAUGCAGGCCAAUAUCUACACCAACAUACCGGAGACCCUAACGCCCCAGCAUGAGGUGAUCAAACUGCGGGCCAAUGGACGCACCAGGACACCCUCUUUGCUGGACGAAACGCUGCACGAGCAGGAUGACGAUGAAGAGGAGGAGGAGGAGGAGCAGGAGGAGUUGGACGAAGAGGUGGAGAUGGGGCCAGUGCAGGUGGAGCCAGCGCAGGAGCCCGAACUGGAGGAGGAGGAUGCCAGUUCACUGGACGAGCAUGCGCCGCUGUAUGCCAACACCUUGUCGCCGGCCAGCGGCGGGAUGAGCAGUCUGUUCCGGAACCGAGGCUGCCACCAGCUGCAGCCCAUCAGCAGCUCCACGCCCCUCAAGCAGCCCAGCCUGGAGGCCAUGAACAGUUUGGGCCUGCCCGAGGUCAGUCCCGCCGAGCCGCUGCUCCAGAAGCACGAGAUAUAUGUGUCCAGCUCGCUGCAGGUGACCACCAGCAAUGGCAUCCAGGCGGACGAUGACUUUCCCAGUGUCCUCAUCCGCUUCAGUCAGCAGCAGCAGUCCAAGUCGCUGAACAACAUCAGCGAAAUGUUGGCUGGCGGACCGUCGACCGGAUUGGAUGACCUGGGCCAGGAGCAGGCGGAGUCCAGCCACCAGCUGUCCGGCAACGAGGCCAGCAGCACGCUGGAGGAGCGGCAGGUGUACUCCUGCUCCAGCAGCAAUCUCAGCCAGCUCAAGGCACACCACCAGCACCAUCCGGUGGCCUCCAUGGACGCGGAGGACGAUGGUCGCCUGCUGUCCGGCAGUCCCACGAACGAGAGCGAUCUCAACUACCAGAACUCGGAGAUCAGCAUCCGCAGCCACGGGCUGUAUGCUCCCCAGGCGGACAACGACCUCAAUCUGACCCUGACCGAUGACUUCCGUUGCUACCAAUCCUCGAAUGCCAGCGAUGCGGAUGUGGAUGUGCUCAAUGAGUUCGACGACGAGUUUGUGGCCGCCACGGGUGGUGAACGGGUGGUUGGCGAUUCCGAGCAGGAUCAUCAUCAUCACGAUCACGACCAGGACACCUCCAUCGAUGAGCUGUACGAGGCCAUCAAAUGCCGCAGUCCGUUGAGGAGCAAACAGGAGACCAUCGAGCGUUUCGAAAGAGAAAGGGAGCGAGAACGUGAGAAGGAGAUGGAGAUGCAGAUGGAGAUGCAGCUGGAGAUGGGGGCCGCCAAGCCUCUGAGCAAUUCCCACAACGAAAAUCUCAACGAGACGAUAGAGGAUGAUAGCAGCCAGAGCAGCGUGAUCUCGUACAUCGAUCCCAGGGCGACCAACGAGCCACGCCCCUUUCCCAGCUAGCUCAGCCACGCAGCAGCAACCCUAGUUAGAUGUAUAUAGCAUAUAUAUAUAUAUAUAUAUAUAUAUAUAUGUACGAGUUGAAACCCCAUCCUCGCUUGGUUAACGAUGUGCCAAUGCCAAAGUAUUCCGUGUACCAAGCUUUUGAACCCAACCCACUGACACUCAAAACCAAUUAUGUAUCUAGAGUGCAUAUAUAUCCUAGGUUCGCCCACUCAAAAAAAAAGAAAAAACCAGGCAACAAAGCUAACUGAACUUGUAAUUAUAGUAGACUUCCCCCACCUUACCACCCACUACCACUAUUUAUUAUGACUAGUAUUACUCCACUAAACUCUCAUAUUCACCGGAGCAAAACUUCAUCCAUUAGUUGUUCACUAGGCUAGAUCGUUGUGCAUUUCAUUCAAAUGGCUAGCAACCAACACCACAUCAAGUCGCCCACCCCGAAACAACCCUACACACAUUUAAUAAGUUUAAAAGCAAAAUUUUGGACAAGCAAAAUGCAUUUAAAUGUAGACUAAGUUUAUAUUUAGAUAUAAAUAAAUGAAAUGUUCACUUAAAACAA
Messenger RNA from Drosophila gunungcola (fruit fly), 6287 nucleotides. It is a transcript of the gene Remo, whose product is annotated as adhesion G protein-coupled receptor A3. Gene Ontology annotation, biological process: cell surface receptor signaling pathway; G protein-coupled receptor signaling pathway. NCBI's taxonomy places the organism in Eukaryota, Metazoa, Arthropoda, Insecta, Diptera, Drosophilidae. Gene Ontology annotation, cellular component: plasma membrane. The record is from RefSeq and is a predicted model, not a curated record. Gene Ontology annotation, molecular function: G protein-coupled receptor activity; protein binding. The transcript is spliced from 3 exons. Bases 161 to 5728 code for a protein of 1855 amino acids.